ACCUUUGUUUAUUAUUGACUGUGUCUCUUCAUCGAAGAAUAUUAUUUAUUAUUAAUAUGCAGAUUCAAAGUGUAGUUAUCCUGGUGUUUCUAGCAUGUUCUGUCAGGGCUGAUGUGCCGUGUGACGCCUGUAUGGACUUCCUGGUAGAACUAGGAGAUAGUGCUGUAACAGAAAUCAGUCUUCAGAGUCAGUUGGAGAUACUUGUCGGUCAACUCUGCCCUGAUGCGGGGGAUCCAGAAGGAUGUGAGAAAGGGUUUAUUAACUGGUGGUCUCAAAUAGGGCUGGCAAUGUACCCUGUUCUACUGGAGCCAGGACAAGUAUGUCGAGAUCUAGGGGUGUGCACUGGUAUUAAAAUUCAACAAGAGCCAACUUGCGAGGAUUGCCUGGCUGGAGUAAAAGCAGUGGCGGAUCUAAUCUCAACAGAGGUUUACAUCAACAACAUUGUGGACUAUCUUUCGGGACCUGAUUUCUGCGGAGAAACUGAGAAUGUGAAUACUUGUGUCACUGCUAUAGAAGGAACAAUCCCAUACGCUAUACCUGUUCUUGCAGAAUUUCUUGCCGCUGACGCUUCUAAUGUUUGCAAUGCUCUUACUGGGCUUUGCUAGUUUAGUGAGUGUUCAGUUGGAACUGAUUGAGAUAGUUUUAGAGACUGCAGUUUGAUUGUAUUCUUCAAAAAGUUUAGAAUAGAUAUGUCUUUGUUUAUAAUA
This is a messenger RNA of Eurytemora carolleeae, 707 nucleotides long. RefSeq lists its product as uncharacterized. The record is from RefSeq and is a predicted model, not a curated record. Bases 57 to 605 code for a protein of 182 amino acids. Lineage: Eukaryota; Metazoa; Arthropoda; Copepoda; Calanoida; Temoridae. The transcript has 5 exons.